Molecule: messenger RNA, 2414 nt
Organism: Scophthalmus maximus (turbot)
Lineage: Eukaryota; Metazoa; Chordata; Actinopteri; Pleuronectiformes; Scophthalmidae
Gene: tfam
Product: transcription factor A, mitochondrial
Exons: 7
Coding region: 163-1050 (295 amino acids)
Molecular function (GO): transcription cis-regulatory region binding
Source: RefSeq, a predicted model, not a curated record
GUAGAGCACGAAGGCGCCCUUUGCAGUUCCUGCAUGUCAACAAGGAGGAGGGGGGAAGGCGCUGCUUCAUUUGUGACAUCCAGUGAAUAGAUAUACUAGCACGCGCGUUUUGUGUUACAGUACGCCUGGCUCUCAUUUUCUAUUCAGCGGCCGUUGACGUAAAUGUACAUCGACAUGGCUCCGUUCAGAUUAUUAACAGCAAGCGUCAGCCUGCUGGCGAAGUCCUUCAGCGUCUUGUCCUGCACAAACACUCUGGCAAGGUUUACCAGUGUCCUCCCUGCGGCAUACGUCGGAACAGUGAAAUGUCUGACGUCUCAGGCUAGUGGCCCGCCGAAAAGGCCUCUGAAUGGAUACAUGAGAUACGUCCAGCAACAGCAGCCAGUCAUUAACAGACACAACCCAGAAAUAAAGUCGGUGGAUAUCAUCAGGAAGAUAGCCCAGCAGUGGAGAAUGCUGAGCCCAGAAGAGAAACAGCCGUUUGAGGAGGCUUCUCUGCGGGCCAGGGAGCAGUUUAGGGAUGACAUCCAGCGCUACCAGGCCCAGCUGACUCCAGCACAGGUCCAGCAACAAUCACUGGAGAAGAGGCAGAGGAUGGCCAAGAGGAAGGCCAUCCGCAAGAAGAGAGAGUUAAACAACCUGGGGAAGCCUAAACGUCCUCGCGCUCCAUUCAACAUCUUCAUGUCAGAGCACUUUGAGGAGGCCAAAGGAAGUUCUUCACCGGCAAAGAUGAAGUCACUGUUGGAAGACUGGAGGAAUAUGUUCAGCAACCAGAAACAGGUCUACACACAGCUGGCUGAAGAUGACAAAAUUCGCUAUAAGAAUGAGAUGAAAUCGUGGGAGGACCAUAUGGUGGAGAUUGGACGAGAAGACCUGAUUCGAGAGCAGACCCUGUCUAGCAAGAAAAAAGCUGCUGCUCAAACUGCAACAGCCAAGAAAGGAUCAAGGAACCCUAACAUGAAGAAGACCACUGCCGAAGGACAGUCAAAAGCAACCAGUAGUUCAAUGAACAGUAGUUUAGCAAAAACUGUCAGGACAACCAAGAAGACAUAAAAUGUGUGUAUCUACUGAGUCCAGAGGGAAAAAGUGUCCAUGACAACCGAAAAAGAUGAGAUGUGAUGACCCAGGACCUGUGCCCUGCUUAUUGUUUUUUCCCCCUCAAAUUUGAAAUUCAUAGCAGUUGUCAUUAAUGCUGCCUAGGUCCAACAGGGAAAACUUUUCACAACAUUCAUACAGAUUAGGAUAAUACACAAUGUCUAAAUGCCAUGUCAGUUCAAAUGACAACCAGAAGCUGUUUUUUCCAGGCACAAUGUGAGCUUAUUCUCAACCACUCCACAAAUUCACAUCUGGCUUUGUGUUUGAAUGAUGUAGAGUGGGACUGUUCCUGAUUUAAAACGUGAGUUACCCAAUGAAUUGUUGAUUUUAAAAGCUUAGACAUUUGAGUGAGGUGUUACGGUGAAUAUCGGAGGCGCAGAUACAGUGUUCCAUCUGCAGUGUUUCCAUAGCCCUGAUUGUAAUCAAUGUAAACCUAAUGGAAAUAGUAUAGUUAUUGUUGCGGUCUCAAAAACAACCACUCUGUGCUGUUUUUUGGUAUGGCAUGCAGAGUGACUAUUAAAGUAUAUAUCUGUGACCAUGAAAAGUCAAAAAUAGGGUGCAAGUCUGCCAAUAUUUCCUCACUUCUCUGCUGUCUGUCUGCCCAUUCGUACCCACUGAAGAAAAUGCCAAAAAAAACAACAACUCACAAAUAUAUAGUUUAAUUUAUGAAAAGGUUUGAGUAAAUUUCCUUUGACAGCUGGUUGCUGUAGUUUUAACAAUGACUUGAUGCAUUUGUUGGGGACUAGACUCAACGACAGAAUAAUCCACCUUUGGUUCUCUGUAUUUGUGGCAGCAGGACAGUGGGUCUGAAUAAACAACUGUGCGAGUUCAUGGUGAUGAAGGAACAUGUCAACCAGUGCAACACUGACUCGCUAAUGUGUUUAAAUACUGUUUGGAAAUGACAUGAAGUGUUGAGAGAUGGACACACAUUGAUGCUUUAAGGAUUUGUUCACGAUAAGAAAGCCUUAACCAUGUUACCUGCGGAACUUUGCACUGUGCAGAAAGUUGUGAACUUGUGCCAUUGGCUGCAAAUUUACAGACGGCAACUUAGUGUUCACACAGUAGCUCGGUUCCCAUUAAUGCAACCUGACUGAAAAUUAUUUUUUGUCAUCUCUAUUAUUAGUGUAGCAUAAGCUUGUACAUUGGCACUCUCAAACUGAAAAUGUGUUGUUGUUUUAUGUCAUAAAGGGCACAUCUAACAUUAAGACUGACAUUUUGUUUUUUAAACACAAGUUCCAAAUUUUGCAAUGUUCCUUACAAGCUGUAUGUGAGAUCAUUGUUCUGUUAACAGCUGUAAUUUGUAAUAAAAAAAAUUCAAAGCA